AUGUUUGCCGGUAUCGAAAAUGUGUUGGUAAUAUUUCUACUAGCAUCCAUGUUUAGGAAAGUGUUAUCAACGACAACUCAGUACAAUGGGCUGAUACAAGUGGACUUCGAGGGCAACGAUACCACUGUAAAGUCGACGAUACCGCCAUUGCGUUGGCAGAUAACCCCCGACUCACCGAUCACAAUGACGGCAGGAGAAAAUGCUACCGUGUGGUUCAACUACUCCGGGAUAUUUGAUGAUGAGCUAUUUUUAGUUGUUGAAAGUCGCGAUCCAACAGUCGCUAAAUUCAUUGAUAAUUCUACAGUUUUAAUGUUUCCGCUAGUACAGAUUGUCGAAGAUAACGUCAGGAUCGACAUGGAAGCUGUCCAAAUUGGAAUCACCGCCCUUGAAAUUAAAGUGGUGUUAAGUCACGCCACCAACAGGAUUGGUACUGAAGUCAGCGUGCCGUUAAACCCAUACGCUGUGAAAGUUCUUCGCAAAUACAACCCACUGUCCUUAGGCUACAAUUACAUAUUACUGCCUUUAAUUAUUCUCAACAACAUCGCAUUUGGUGCUAAAACUAACUUGAAGUCUAUUAUUCGACAGCUACGUCAUCCUUUGCACGUCAUCGUUGGUGCCGUAUGUCAGUUCAUUGUCAUGCCCUUGAUAUGCUUUGGUUUAGCCAUGCUGUUCCAUUUAGACGCGUACACCGCCGUUGGUGUUCUCACUGUAGGGUGUGUACCAGGUGAUCGUCUCAGUAUGAUGUUGACAUCUGUAGUCGGCGCUGAUCUUGAACUCAGUAUCACCAUGACAUUGGUGUUUACUCUCCUGGCGAUCGGACUGACACCACUAAAUAUGUAUAUCUAUUCGAGGCCUUUCGUGAACCGCACAGACUUACCAAUCAACAUUCAAAUACCGUUUUUGGAAAUGUUUCUACAAGUAUUAGUGCUUAUCCUCCCGAUCACAUUCGGAUAUUUUAUGGCCUGGAAGUUUGAGAAGGUUAAAUCCGUACUGAUAAAACUCGUGAAGGGACUGUCUGUAAUUGUCAUGAUUUGCACAAUUAUUUUACAAAUACUGACAAAUCGCUACGUCUUUGCAUCGCCACCCAGGUUGAUUUUGACUGCGUUUCUUGUGCCAUUUCUCGGUUUCAAUUUGGCCUAUCUUGCGGCCCGCAUAGUUCGAUUGCGUUACGUCCCGGCCAAGACCAUCGGCGCCGAAACGGGAAUUCAGAAUAACAUGCUAGCUACUUCAAUAUUGAGAUUAUCCUACCCUCAACCGGAAGCCGAUUUACUAUCACGUGUUUCUAUCUUAGCCAUUAUGUCAUCUAUGGUGGAUGGGUUAAUCUGGGUAUUUACGUACAAUUUAAGAAUGUGCAUCAAGAGGCGUCUGAAAAAGAAAGGAGGAAACCGGACAGAUGAAGACGUCCAAGGUGGUGGACAAAAUGAAUAUGAAUCUGAAUCAUCAGAAUCAGAAGAUGAACAGUUCUAUACGGUUAGCGAUAUCGAUGACGAUGACAACAACAUUUCCAACCACACGAAACCCUCGAGAAGAAAAAUCCUGAGGUUUUAUGCCGAGCAAAGGGAAUCUAAUGUUUGA
Molecule: messenger RNA, 1575 nt
Organism: Saccoglossus kowalevskii
Lineage: Eukaryota; Metazoa; Hemichordata; Enteropneusta; Harrimaniidae
Product: hepatic sodium/bile acid cotransporter-like
Cellular component (GO): membrane
Source: RefSeq, a predicted model, not a curated record